Lethenteron reissneri (Far Eastern brook lamprey) is the source of this 4382-nucleotide messenger RNA. It is a transcript of the gene SART1, whose product is annotated as spliceosome associated factor 1, recruiter of U4/U6.U5 tri-snRNP. Gene Ontology annotation, cellular component: U4/U6 x U5 tri-snRNP complex. Lineage: Eukaryota; Metazoa; Chordata; Hyperoartia; Petromyzontiformes; Petromyzontidae. Gene Ontology annotation, biological process: maturation of 5S rRNA; mRNA cis splicing, via spliceosome. The record is from RefSeq and is a predicted model, not a curated record.
CACUGCCGCCAUAUUGCUUCUCUUUCAAGUCUCUCCGCUGUGAAUGUUGAGCUUUCGUCGCCGGUUAAUCGCCGCGUCGUCGCGGCGGAUCCCAGGUUCAUCGCGAUUUAAUCAACGAAACACAUCAUUCAGUCGAAGCGGCGAAGAGGAAGAGAAUAUAGAGGGGCGUCAUGGACUUCGCGUCUUUGGUCUGCUCCCCGCGGCCUCGUUGAAGGGAAAGGGGCGGAGCGACAAGGCGAGUCCGAGGCUUCGGCCUUGAGAGGCCUAAUUGGCAACUAAAAGCUAUUCUUAUUUUAACUGUUAAAGUUUGUGCAAGUAAUUAGUUUGGUACAGUUAUAGUUCGGCGAUUGAAUACGAAAUAUAAACGGGAUUAAAAGAAGCAGUGGGUAGCUGUUGUACAUAAACAUUGCAUGUGUGACGUAAUUGGAACGUAACGUACUGUAAAACUUAACCACGUAGAUAACGUUAAAAUUGGAUUUCAACAUAGAACUCUUGAUUACAGAUCGGCAAGAACACGCUUUAUAUAUUGCAAAUACACGUGAAUAUUGACAUAUUUUAACAUACUAUUACACGGACGUACUUAAAAAUUCUAAUUACCUAGCAAUAAUACACGCGAGUACACGGACGCGUCGUCACACUCGCUACAGGUAAACCGCGCACACCAUUGUACACACUUGCAUCGUUACACACGUGGGCCCCCCCUCACCCCGUGCACCAACGUCCACGAUGGGCUCCUCGAAGAAGCACAAGGAGAAGGAUCGCGGGGGAGUAGAGGACGAGAGGAGACGCGGGGAGCGCGGAGAACGACGCCCGCGCGGCCACAGGUCGCGCUCCAGGUCGCGGGACAGAGACCGCGACCGGGAGCGGGAUCGAACCAGGUCGCGCCGGGAGAGAAGGGACCGAGGGGACCGAGGGGAACGAGGGGAAGACACCUCGACAGGCGGACCCCCACCGGAGAAGAGAUCGAAACGCGACCACGAGGGAGACGAAGCCGUGACUGAGGGUGGAGAUGUCCCAGCGCCAAAGUCGGCAUCUGGGAACAAUUCCUUGAGUAUUGAAGAAACCAAUAAACUGCGAGCCAAGCUGGGCCUGAAGCCUCUGGAGACCAGCGAUGCUGCCAAGCAAAGUGAAGAGGGGAGCUCCAAGGACAACCCGGUGCUGUUCCACCCUGAGAACCUGGCGAGCAUCAAGAAGAAGGCUGUGCUCAAGGAGAAACUCGCGGCGCUCAAGGAGAAGAGACUCAUCAACCAGAAGCUGGGGAAGGUGCGCACGCUGGCUGAAGAGGAGGACUGGUUGGAUGAUGCCGCAGUGUGGGUGCAGCGCAGCCGCAAGCUGCAGCAGGAGAAGGACAUGGCGCAGAAGAGGGCCAAGGUGCUGGAGGAGAUGGACGCCGAGUUUGGCAUCAGCAGUCUUGUGGAGGAAGAGAUGGGAGCCAAGAAGGAGCCGUCGUACACCUCCAAGGACUUGACGGGGCUCUCUGUCGAGCACGACAUCGAGACCUUCCAGGAAGGGCAGACAGUCAUCCUGACGCUUAAGGAUAAAGCCAUCCUGGAUGAGGAGGACGGAGACGUGCUGGUGAACGUGAACAUGGUGGACAAGGAGAAGGCUGACAAGAACGUGGAGCUCAAGAAGAAGAAGCCGGUGUAUCAGCCCUACGCGGAGGACGAGUCUGUGGACGACCUGGCCAUUAUGCGCCAGCGGGCCGUGCUGUCCAAGUACGAUGAGGAGAUCGACGGGGAGAAGAGGAAGUCGUUCCAGCUGGAGCACGGCGGGACGGCGGACGGCAGCUGGGAGCGCGAGCUGCAAAGCGUGCGCGACACGCUGCGCAGCCAGGCCCAGCGGCUCGAGACUGCGGUGCCCCAGAUAGCCAACGAGUUCUACUCACCCCAAGAGAUGGUCAUGUUCCGAAAGACGAAGCGCCGGGUAAAGAAGAUCCGGCGCAGAGAGAAGACGUUGCGUGCCGACCAGCUGGCACCGCUCCCCGGCAAGACCUCGGGGGGGGCGGCGGCCUCAGACCUCGGCUCGCGGCGUCGUCCGGGCACUCUGCCUCUGCACUCUGCAGAGGGCGAGGGUGAGCAGGCGGAGGGUGAGGAGGUUCGUGGCGAUGGCAGGGGGGGUGGUGAGGAGCGACAGGAGGAGGAGGAGGGGCAUGAUGCCGACACCACGGUGCAGGACAUGCAAAUGAGCGACGACGAGGAGGAGCUGGUGACGCCCGCGUCACCCGUCGUGGUGGUGGAGGAGGACGAGGCGGAACAGGAGCUGCAGAGGCAGCUGGACAAGCAGCGGCGACUCCGGCAGAAGAGGGACCUGCGUGACGCGGCUAUCAGGGUCGCGACGGUGGUGCGGAGCAUGCAGAGCGGGGAGCGACGAGGUGAGAACGACGGUGGCGAGGACGAGGAGGAGGAGGACGAGGAGCGGAUGGUUCUGGGGGAGCGAGACCGGCAUGGCCACAUCGUCUUCAACUCCACGUCAGAGUUCUGCCGCACGCUCGGGGAAAUCCCCACCUACGGCCUGUCGGGGAACCGCGACGACCGCGACGACCUGCUGGACUUUGAGCAGAGCGACUCGGAGAUGCGAGCGGACGAGGAGGACGAGGAGGGGGCCGGCUGGAGCGCAGUCAACCUGGAGGAAGAGCGGGAGCGUGUGGAGACCCCAACGGGAGCUGGUGCAAUCCUGGAGGAAGAGCCGAUGAUUACGGGUGGUCUCGCAUCCGCUCUCAAGCUCUGCAACACCAAGGGGUACCUAGAGACGGAGGUAUCGAAGAUGGCGCGCGUCAAAAACCCCCACAAGACCCUCCCCUCCGCCCUCUACACCAUCGAGGACAAGAAUCACGGCAGCGAUGACAAGUACAGCCGCCGGGAGGAGUACCGCGCCUACGGGCAGGAGUUCAAGGACAAGGAGCACUACCGGCCAGACGUGCGCAUCGAGUACGUGGACGAGACGGGGCGCAAGCUCACGCCCAAGGAGGCGUUCCGACAGCUGUCUCACCGCUUCCAUGGGAAGGGCUCGGGGAGGAUGAAAACUGAGAAACGGCAAAAGAAACUCGAAGAGGAGCACAUGCUGAGGAAGAUGAGUUCGAGUGACACUCCACUUGGCACCGUUGCCCUACUGCAGGAGAAGCAGAAGGCCCAGAAGACGCCAUUCAUCAUCUUGAGCGGCAGCGGCAAGAGCAUGAACGCGAACACAAUAACGAAGUGAGGGGGUAGACCCAGGCCAGUGUGGGCACCUCCUGUGCCGCUCGACCUCCCACCCCCGGGGGGGUCUCCUCUCCUCGACCUUCUGCCUCCACCGACGACGACGACCAAGGAUCCCCAAUAUAGCCUUGAGCUCAGUGUUCUUCAUUGCAAGGCCCACGAGCCACUGGCGGCACCUGACGUACGGCACGCCCAGCAAUAUACAAAUGUGAAAACACCCUGUCACCGUGCUGCUGUCAAACCCAAUGGUUUCAAAUGCAUGGCGACCCUCACAAUGAUAUGUCUUAUCAACUGAAAGUGGCCCCUUGGAAAAUUAUUGAAGAACACUGCUUUAUCCAGGUAUUUGAGAACACAACGCCUAUGAAGGCCGGCAAUGGCACACGACAGAGCGGGGUUGGGGGGGGGGGGGCUGGGUGGCCAAACACCAUGCCCAGCCACCUUUAUCUCCCCCGUACUGUUGUGUGUUUACACAUCGCAGCAGGUAACUCAUUUAAGGCUGAGUCGGCGGCGUACGGGAGGUCCACGACCUUUCAGAUAUUAUUUACUGCUCGAUGUUAUCCUUCCAUUAAAUUAAUCAGCAGCAGCAGAAACCCGGUGACGUUAGAAACGCCUCCAUUGUGUCGCCAAGAGAUGGAGACGCUUCCUUUGUUUACCCCCUCACAGCGAGCAGUGCACCACCUCGUGGUACAGAAAUGGCGCAGAACUACUUUUGCAUCCCCUCCUAGAGCCCUGUUGUCUGCAGUCGGUGAGGUGUCAAUUAAAUCAAAAGCCUUGAUAACAGGCGUUGGGCCGGCACUGCAGAAAAACCUUGGUUGGAAUCCAGGAUUCAGACAGUGGCGAUUAAGCCGAUCUCUAUGCGAGUCUCCAAGUCUCAAUGUCAGUCAUUGGUGGCCGGACUGAGACCAACUCGCUACACUGAAGAACUUUGUUUAAUCGUGACUGGCUUAACCCAGAUUGGAACUUGUAAUCUCAACGGUGCCGGGUCGGGGGGGUGGUGUCUAAACCCAGAUAUUAUGAAUUCCCCAAGUCGCUCAGCCACAUGCAUUGAUGUCCAGGUGUGCUUCAGUGUUGGAUCUGUCCCAUGAAAGUAACCCCCUCCCUUGUAUGUAAAUUACUGUCCCACGUCUGCAUCUCUACGACCUGUAUGUUUUGUUACAAUAAAAAUAUUGGUGGGCCUUGUGUAACAUG